AUGUUGUCCACCGCCAGAUCAAGAGCCGUAUGGCAAAUUUCUCGUAGAGUUCAGAUCUCAGCCAGACGAGCCUACGCAUUUUCCGCAAAUGAUCAGCAAGAAAUUAAUGAUCCAAACUCUCCGAAGAAAGUGCCCAAUGUCUCGAAAUCCAACGAGCUGCCCAUAGAAAGUCACGUCCAGAAUAAGCCAUUGCAGGAGAGCGUAGAGACCGCGGAAAAGUUUAGGGUUAUGCAGGCACCAAAUAGAGAGGGCAAAUGGUCGCGAAGUCAGAAUCCUAGGGAGAAGGCAAUGUCUGGCCCUAGGUUUGAGCAGACCAUUAUGGAAGCUCAGCCAGCACCACAAUCAGCAAUUAGCUUGAUUCAUCAACAACCAGUGCGAUGGACACACGAUCGUAUUGUGGCAUGCGAUGGAGGUGGAGGACCAUUAGGACACCCAAGAAUCUUCAUCAACACUGAUAAGCCCGAAAUUUGCAACUGCACAUACUGCGGAUUGCCGUUUGCCAAUGAACAUCACCGAGCACACCUUGAAUCUCUUCCAGAAACUGCAUACCCUCUUGAAGCAUGA
This is a messenger RNA of Botrytis byssoidea, 564 nucleotides long. RefSeq lists its product as uncharacterized. Gene Ontology annotation, biological process: mitochondrial electron transport, NADH to ubiquinone. Lineage: Eukaryota; Fungi; Ascomycota; Leotiomycetes; Helotiales; Sclerotiniaceae. The record is from RefSeq and is a predicted model, not a curated record. Bases 1 to 564 code for a protein of 187 amino acids. The transcript has 3 exons.